UUCCCCAUUCCGUGGCUGGAUUGAAAGGAGAAGGAUGAAGGAAGAGACCAGCAUUCCAUGGAGAGGGGAGGGUUUUGAGGAUCAGUGUACCUACAUUGUGAAGGACCAGCUGUACGAACCACACGCCAACCUUCCGCGAGCACAAGCCUCUUUGCCCCGGAACCUGGCCUUCCAGCGCAACAGCAACAAUGAGGUAAUAGCUGUGAUCAGCAGAGAGUAUAUCCCGCAAGGAACACGCUUUGGGCCGCUGGUUGGGAAGAUCUACACCAGAGAGAAUAUCCCUAAAAACAUGGAUCAGAAGCACUACUGGAGGGUUCUCUCUGCAAAAGGAGAGCUCUACCACAUCCUUGACGUGAGUGACCCCAACUGCAGUAACUGGAUGUGCUAUGUGAAUCCGGCUCCCACCCACCCAGCCCAGAACUUAAUGGCUUGUCAGUGCAACCUGGAGAUCUAUUUCUAUACCAUAACACCCAUCUUGGCUGGAGCUGAACUUUUGGUUUGGUACAUGCAUGGGGUACCUAGAGAAUUCCAAAGCUUGCUCUCAGGGGAGCUGGCAACUAAAUCAGAGUAUCUAAUCUCAAGGGAUUCCCUGGUGCAGCCCUUCCCUGAGAAAGUCAGUAGACCACCACAGAAUGCCUCCAAAGAUGACCAAAAAUGCACAGCUAUUUACACAAAGAUAGACAAGGACGAGGAAGAGAUAAUUGAUGUUGAAGAGCUAGAACAAGACAUGCCGCCAAGGAAGACAGCAGAAAACCAAAAAGUGGAUUCAAAGGCACAGACCCCUGGGAGCAUGCAAGAACAGGCCACAAAGCUUAACUUUCCCCAGAAUGCAUCCAAGGAAGAAGUUGCUUCUGAGAAGCCUGGUCUUCCAAGCCAAAGAGACAUGGGCCCAGAGAGACAACAUGGCCCCAGUUGCUACCCAUACAACGCAACUACCUCGCUCUGGAAGGAAAUUCCGCUCCAUCUCAGUAACCCGUCUUCCUCCUGCUCAGAGUGCCAGCCAAGGAGCAACCUACCCCAGGCUUAUCACUAUGCCUGCAACACCUCAGCUGCCCACCACCCCACAUCUCUACUGGCCCCUCAGACCUUCUCAUUUCCAUUUGAAUUGCCUCUAACAGGUCCUAGAGAAAUCACAUCCCUAAAGUUGUCUUCCCUGGGGAAAAGGCGACCUCCCUCUCCGGGGAUGUCUCAAGCUGUCUUCCCUCCCAUCUUGCCACAUGGAAAACAAGUGGACCAGAAACCACCAAAUUGUUUCUCUUCCCUCCACACCAGAAUCUUCUCAUUUCUAGACUCUGACCAAGGGCACCCUGCCAUUUCACGUGGCUCCGUAGUUCCACAGCUGAAAGCUCCCUCCCAGCUUGCCUGCCAGGAUGAGACCAUCAACCUCAGUACGCCAAAGACCAACCCACCAGAUUCCCAGGAAAGCAGCAAGUCUGCGACAUACCCUCUGGGGAAGAAGAAUGGCAAAAUCAAAUACGAGUGCCAUAUCUGCUCCAAGAGCUUUGGGCAGCUUUCUAAUCUCAAGGUACAUCUGGAGACAUCUAGUUGAGAACAAAUUCAUACCAAUUAUCCUCCCCAUCCAGAAUUGUCUAAUCGUCUCUCCACAUCCUACAUGAUAGCCUAGAUCUGUUUCCUGAAGGUCUGGGCAUGGUGACUAAAUAGCAUUUGCAAACAGCUGGCAAGUACCAGUUUGUACAGUUUGUACCCAGCUGCGCACCCGCCCUAGCCACUUGCUCCACCCAUGUGCAGUUGCAGUCUAGGUGUCUAUACCUGUGUUAACACUGGACUUUCCAUUGUGACACUGUGUUUGACUAUGGCUGCAGAAUUUUAUUUUGGGAUCAGAAUUAUGAGAUGGGGUUGCAGACAUAGUCCAGUAAUAUGCUAGGGGUGU
Podarcis raffonei (Aeolian wall lizard) is the source of this 1891-nucleotide messenger RNA. Its product is annotated as PR domain zinc finger protein 1-like. Gene Ontology annotation, biological process: regulation of transcription by RNA polymerase II; cell fate commitment. NCBI's taxonomy places the organism in Eukaryota, Metazoa, Chordata, Lepidosauria, Squamata, Lacertidae. Gene Ontology annotation, molecular function: histone deacetylase binding; DNA-binding transcription repressor activity, RNA polymerase II-specific; RNA polymerase II cis-regulatory region sequence-specific DNA binding. The record is from RefSeq and is a predicted model, not a curated record. The transcript is spliced from 4 exons. Gene Ontology annotation, cellular component: nucleus; cytoplasm. Bases 35 to 1549 code for a protein of 504 amino acids.